GACCGGAAGCGUUGGCGUUCACGGCGUCGAACUUGACGUCAGCGCGCAGCGGCGGCAGGAGGGAGCGGCUCUGGUCGAGCGACAUAGACAGAGAGUGGAGGUGAGAGUGAGAGAGAGCGGCGGAGCGGACGGGUGGAUGACUACAGACAGUCAGGAUGCGUGAAUACAAACUGGUUGUUUUAGGAUCAGGAGGAGUCGGCAAGUCAGCUCUGACUGUCCAGUUUGUUCAGGGAAUCUUUGUGGAGAAAUACGACCCGACGAUAGAGGAUUCCUACAGGAAGCAAGUCGAGGUCGAUGGACAGCAGUGUAUGUUGGAGAUCCUGGAUACAGCAGGAACAGAGCAGUUCACGGCGAUGAGAGACCUGUACAUGAAGAACGGUCAGGGCUUUGCUCUGGUUUACUCCAUCACGGCUCAGUCGACCUUCAAUGACCUUCAGGACCUCCGAGAGCAGAUCCUCAGAGUGAAGGACACCGAGGAUGUUCCCAUGAUCCUGGUUGGAAAUAAGUGUGACCUGGAGGUGGAGCGUGUGGUGGCCAAAGAGUCAGGCAUCGGCCUUGCCCGCCAGUGGAACUCCUGCGCCUUCCUUGAGACUUCGGCCAAGAGCAAGAUCAACGUCAAUGAGAUCUUCUAUGACCUUGUGCGACAGAUUAACAGGAAGAGUCCAGUUCAAGGGAAAACUCGCAAAAAGUCCAACUGUCAACUUCUCUAAUGACAGUUUUCUCCUUACCUGACCGACAACCAACCAACCAAUCACAGGACAUCUUCCAGCUGGCCACGCCCCUUUAACACAGCCAUGUCAUCAUCAACAUCAGCCACCUCUGACCUCUGUUCCCGUGACAACCACAUCUCCCAUUCCCUCACCAUACAGUCUCAGAGACUGUUGCCUUGGAAACAUUAAAACCAAACAUCAAAAGACUGCAGCGGCGGCGAUGAUGAUGAUGAUGAUGAUGAUGAUGAUGAAGAUAAGGAUUCUGCUGUUGCAGGAAUGGGGGCUGUCCAAACUACGGUUCCCAUCAUGCUCUCUGCUAGGCCAUUUUGUGCUGGGGAGUGGCUUCUUGCUUUUACUUUUAAAUGUUUCUUUCCUUUCUUUAUCUUUUACUUAUUUUCCAGCAGCCCCGAGUCAUUCACACGCAAUUUGACCACUUUACUGUCAGCCAUGUUGUUGCCGCAGUGAUGUCACGGCUAACAGGGCUGACUCUGUGUGUGUGUGGCUCUGGUUUAACCUGUGGAUCAUUAUAGUGAUUAUUAUUACGGUGGUUAUUAUUAUGAUUCUGUGUGAAAAGAUAUAAAAGUCAUUUAAUGUUUUUGUUUUUUUGAUUUUUGGGUUCGGGGCGGGGGGUUAGGGAGUGCAGCAGGUCACGCAGGUCAGCUCACCAUGUUCCUAACUUUGAGCUAACUUAAGUUAGCUGACAGCUACGGGAGUGAAUUGGCAAACUUACUACCCAAAUUCGCUAUUUGUAUGGUGACAGCCUUAUUAGCAUGUUCUUAGAGACGGUUAAUGUGGACACAUACUGUAGCUGUGUGCAAUGCAUUCAAAGUACAGUGAGCUUUCUGUGGUGUUAGCAUUACCAGUAUAUCCCCAAAGAAACUGAUGUUAGCUCUUGGCCACCGGCUAGUUCUUAGUCCCUGUUGUAGAUGAAAUGCUUUGGCAUUGUUAGGAGGGAAUGCUAACUAUGCUAACACACUUUUUGUGUAUGCUACUUGUAGCUUUGGGCUAGCUUGUUAGCCUAGCAGCUUGUAAAAUGCAUUAGAAAUAUUGUGAACAAAUUAUGCUACUUGUGUGGUGUUAGCUUUGCCCCCAAAUAUUUUGAUGGUAGCUGUUAGCUAAGGGCUAGCUCCUAGCCGUGUGAGCAAAAGAAAUGCUGUGACGUUUUCGGGAGGGAAUGCUAACUUUGCUAACACAUGUUUAUGUAUUCAUAGCUUUGGGCUACUUUGUUAGCCAAGCAGCUAGUUAAAGACUUUCUUAGCAUUGUCAGCAACAACACCUCUACAGUGCUGACUGUGGGGUGUUAGCAUUAAUAGCAUAUUCUCAGAUUGAUGGUAGCUUUAGGCCAUGGCUAGUUCCUAGUCCUAGUCCUAGUAGCAAAUGAAAUGCUUUGGUAUUGUUAGGAAGGAAUGCUUACUAUGCUAACACUCCUUUUGUGUACUAAUGGCAUUGGGCUAUUUGUUAGCCUACAUUUUAAACAUUGUAAACAAAUUAGGCUGCGUGUGCGGUGUUAGCAUUAUUAGGAUAUCCCCAAAGAAGUUGAUGGUAGCUGUUGGCCAAGGGCUAGCUCCUAGUCUCAGUUGCAAAUGAAAUUGUUAAGAGGAAAUGCUAACUAUGCUAACACACUGUUUGUGCACUAGCCAUGGGCUACCGUGUUAGCCCAGCAGCUAGUAAAAUACAUUCAAAACAUUGUGAGCGACAACACUUUAGCAUUAUUAGCCCACGCUAAAGAAACUGAUGGUAUCUUCACAAAUAGGAUGAUGGUUGCUGUGAGUUAGCUUGUCAGCUAGCUGAGAGCUAGCUUGUAAAUAAGGAACAGCUUACAAUGCCAAACAGGCUGUUUGUAAACAGUGUUGAGUUUCAAAACAUCACAGAUGAAUAUCAACGCCACAAUAUCAAAGAAACAAAUAAACAACAGUAGCUGCGAGCUAACUUGUUACUUUAGCAGCACGGUGAGCUGACCCUUGAUCUGCUGCUCAGGGCGGACAUGUUGCCUUUAGACAGCAGACUCACACUGGUCCAGUACCUUCUUCGUGUGUGUGUGUGUGUGUGUGUGUGUGUGUGUGUGUGUGCGUGUUUGUUAGUGUGUGUGAGUGUGUGUGAGCUGCAUAACAACUAUGAACCACGCCAGUUUCUGUGAUGACCUUUUUGGCCCGGGGGGGGGGUUGAGUUAUAUUAUUGAGCAGGGCAGCCAGCAGCUGUUGUUUCUGUAUUAUUAACCACAUUAUUAUCUGCUUAUUAAUGUUAUUAACACAUCUCGGGAGGAGCACUGAAUUAUCUGUCCUUUCACUGAUGGGCAUAUAUUAAAGUAUUCAGCUCUGGAGGACCAACGUUGGCCUCAGAAAGUUCGAGCUGGUCCAUUGGGUCACAUGUUUCAUGCUAAGGGACUGUUCUUUACCUGUCAGUGGAGGGGGUGGCUGGGGUGUGACUUCGUUUUUGUUUAUUUGUUUUUAUUUAUUUAUUUUGAUCCUCCCCGAAGCUUCAUAAGAAUGAAGUGAUUUUGAUGAAAUAUCACUAUUUUAAGCUCAGAUUGUUUUUUUGUUUAUUUUCAGAAGCGUUUGUCGCACGUGAUAUGUCCAAGGACUGUCAGAAAUGUGAAAAUCCAUUGAUAGUUUUUGUUUUUACAGUUUCUGGCGGUGAUAAAUGGUUUUAUUUUGGCAGUUUUCUUUAAAAUAAAUACAGAACACAACUAUUUAAAGUUGUUUGCCCCUCCCCUCAGCCC
This is a messenger RNA of Epinephelus fuscoguttatus (brown-marbled grouper), 3429 nucleotides long. RefSeq names its product ras-related protein Rap-1b. Gene Ontology annotation, cellular component: plasma membrane. Lineage: Eukaryota; Metazoa; Chordata; Actinopteri; Perciformes; Serranidae. Gene Ontology annotation, molecular function: GDP binding; GTPase activity; GTP binding. Bases 156 to 710 code for a protein of 184 amino acids. Gene Ontology annotation, biological process: negative regulation of synaptic vesicle exocytosis; cellular response to cAMP; Rap protein signal transduction. The transcript has 8 exons. The record is from RefSeq and is a predicted model, not a curated record.